Prorocentrum cordatum is the source of this 197-nucleotide messenger RNA. NCBI's taxonomy places the organism in Eukaryota, Dinophyceae, Prorocentrales, Prorocentraceae. The record is from the annotation of a GenBank genome assembly.
GCCAAGAGCGUCGUCACGCUGUCCUUCAGGGAGGAGGCGGAGAUCAGCAAGCACAGGCUGAAGGAGUACAUGGUCAAGGAAAUGCGGAAGUUCAGGGCGCCCGCCAGCUCCACGGCCGAGGCCGAGAAGCGCGCCGGUGGCGCCAACGGCGGCCGCCCCAGCCUGCUGACAGGAGGGCGCGCCGCUGGCUCGAAGAG